Molecule: messenger RNA, 792 nt
Organism: Aplosporella prunicola CBS 121167
Lineage: Eukaryota; Fungi; Ascomycota; Dothideomycetes; Botryosphaeriales; Aplosporellaceae
Exons: 3
Coding region: 1-792 (263 amino acids)
Biological process (GO): fatty acid biosynthetic process
Molecular function (GO): quinone binding; oxidoreductase activity, acting on the CH-OH group of donors, NAD or NADP as acceptor
Source: RefSeq, a predicted model, not a curated record
AUGUCUCAAAUCCUCAAAGGCGUGGCAUUCAUCACGGGUGCCGCUUCCGGCAUCGCGCGGCAGGCAGCGAUAACGUUUGCGAAGAACGGGGUGCAAAAGCUCGCACUAGUCGACAUCAGCCACGAGGAAGUCAAGCGCAUAGCGAGCCAGCUGGAACAAGAGUACGGGGUGGAGGCGAUUGGGCUGGGCGUGGACACGACGCAAGAAAGCGAAGUAGACGAGGCGAUGCGGCGCACGGUGGAGAAGUUUGGGCGCAUCGACAUGGCCGUCAACUGCGCGGGCGCCCAAGGCCCUGCCAAGCAGACGCCCGACACGACGCUGGCGGAGCUGGAGCAGCACCUCGGCAACAACCUGCGCGGCACGUGGCUGUGUCAUCGCGCGCAGCUGCGCCUGAUGCAGCAGCAGGAGGUGCUGGAGGCGCGCAUGGGCCGCGGCACCAUCGUCAACGUCGCUUCCGUCUAUGGGCUGGGCGGGCCGCCGACCCUGACGCCCAUGACCCCGUAUAGCGUGGGCAAGCAUGCGAUUGUCGGCUUGACCAAGGCGGAUGGCGCCAUCUAUGCGUCCAAGGGGAUCAGGAUCAAUGCCAUUUGUCCCGGGUUCGUGGCUACGCCGCUGGUGGAGCAGGCGUUUGAGAAUGAGCCCGUCAUGAGGGGGGAGAUGCUGCGGACGCCAAUGAAGCGGAUGGGCUCUGUCGAGGAGAUUGCCGAUGCCAUCAUGUUCUUGGCCAGUCCAUUGAGCAGCUACAUGGCUGGCGCCGCCAUGCCUGUUGACGGUGGUUGGACAGCGAUAUGA